AUGGCAUUGCUUGCACGCGUCCUCAAGAGCAUGGAGCGCAUCGCUCCCCAGAGUCUGGCCGACCACGCCUGGGACAACGUCGGACUCUUGGUUGGUACGACCUCACCCACACGCAACUUCUUCGUUCAGCACCCGUUCAAGUUUGAACAGGCUCCAUACCCAAGGACGAGAGUCGUCUCGACAACCCCUCAGCGCGUCUUCUUGACCAUUGAUUUCACCACCGCUGUUGUUGAUGAGGCUCUCAACGACCCCUCUGUUGGUGUUAUCGUUGCUUAUCACCCCCCAAUCUUCCGUGGCAUGAAGAAAUUGCUUUUAAAGGAUACAAAGCAGCGCAUGGUGCUUCAGUGCGCUGCCAAGGGUGUCAGUGUUUUCUCUCCUCACACUUCCUGCGACUCUUGCGAGGACGGCGUUAACGACUGGAUGCUUCAGGGAUUCGGUGACUCCGGCACUAGCAGUGUUUACGUGCCCGCCGUUAACCCUCCUGCAGGCCAUGAGAACUCUGGAAAGGGACGCGUCUUUACAUUCCAUGAGCCAAAGCCCGUCCAGCAAGUCAUUGAGCAGAUCAAGCGUCACUUUGGCUUGCCUCAUGUCCGCGCCGCGAUCCACCCAACACACGCAUCCAACGAAAAGCUGAUCUCGACUGUGGGAGUGUGGGCCGGAUCUGGAUCGGAAUUGGUCAACCACCCUGCAGAUCUCUACCUCACCGGAGAAUUGGGCCACCACGACGUCCUUGAGGCUUUGGAACAGAACCGGACCGUCAUCCUCUGUGAGCACUCCAACACCGAGCGCGGCUACCUCUCGGCUGUUCUUAAACCUAAAUUGGAGGCGCUCCUCAGCCAGGACGGCGGCGAGCCUGUCGAGAUUGUUGUCAGCAAGACUGAUAAGGAUCCCUUGGUUGUCGUUUAA
This is a messenger RNA of Linnemannia hyalina, 906 nucleotides long. NCBI's taxonomy places the organism in Eukaryota, Fungi, Mortierellomycota, Mortierellomycetes, Mortierellales, Mortierellaceae. The record is from the annotation of a GenBank genome assembly.